Vitrella brassicaformis is the source of this 4411-nucleotide messenger RNA. NCBI's taxonomy places the organism in Eukaryota, Vitrellaceae. The record is from the annotation of a GenBank genome assembly.
GUGAAAGGAGGUGUCUUCUGGGGUGAUGGCAGAGGAGCCUUCGUCGUUGAUCUGGGCAGGCGCUGCUGUUUUCCUUCUGACGGCCGUCUCCAUCAACCUCCUGCCUCACCUCUCACAGCAAGACGGUAAGGAUCUCACCAACCAGAGGUGCAAGCAGGUCGACCGGGUGCUGAUCUAUGUUUCUGUGCAACAGGCGGCUCCCCCGACACCCAUCCUCCCUCGAACGACACACGGCCUUCCCAUCGCAGAACGGAUCUGGGCGUGGAUCUGACAGGUCAGAGAAGACGGGAGCACACACACGCACACAGAGCACAGCACUUGGAUGGCCAGGCAGCACGAGAGAGAUGGCUGUCCAUCUUCCAAUUCUGUUCAUUGCGUGUUUGCAAUAUUAAUUGGCGUCGUCUCCUGGCUGUUGGUGUCUGUGUGUGCUGCCGUCAGGUCUUCUGCGAGACUCAGUGCCGCGAUGCAAGGUGUAUCAUGUGUUCGAGCCAGGCAGCAGCAGAUGGAUUGCCACGGCUGCCAACAGGGCUAGCGGCUGCUCCAUGAUGUGCCCACUCCACUACCACUGCAAUGUCAGUGACUUUGCUGGCCCGUUUGCGGAUGGAAACGAGUGGCCCUACUAUGCUGUGGAUGACUGUCACUUCGCCGCUUCGCUGACAUCUCUCCGAUGCGGCGCAUUCAGCCUCUUCCGGCCUCGAUUCAGGUGAAAGGCCCGUCGAUUGUGAGGGGCGUCUCGCCCAUUGGUGGUGUUCUCUUGUGUUGGUCCGUGUCUGCCUGUCAGCCCUGAUUGGAAGCAGCCGACCUACUGGAGUGCGGGCUCGUCCAGCUGGACCCCAAGGACAGAUGUCGUCCCUGAGGUGUUUGCUGGCCAUGCCUUGCUGCCAAUCGACCCACAGCUGAUCGACGUGGGUACUCUUUCUGGCUUGGUUGACACCUACGGCCGUCUUCUGGAGCUCAUCCGAGACCACUCGGGCUCCUCUCGAGGCUUCCUCAUCGGUGUCCCCUCUGCUUUUGUCGGGCUCUUCAACACCAACUCGGCUCUGCACCCUCUACAGACGGGCUUCAAGGCGACGUUCGCCCGCUUGUGGCAACAGGCGUACGGCGAGCCGCCUCCGAGGCAAGUAGAUGAUGUCCUGAAACGGCUGACCAAGGAGUGGCUUGCAGUGGCAAAAGACCUCUUCUUGUUGUACACCAAGGGCGGCAUGAGCGACGUCAACAAAGCCCUCGUCCCAGCUGCCAAGCUGUCCUGGUGGAAGCAGCAGGCGUCCCAGCGGCACCGUCAGAUCGCCCUGCUCUUCCGUCUGUUCUUUCGGUCGGACCUCACUCAGCUUGACCCGGUGCUCCCUCCCUGGCCAAAGCGCGUCGGCACCGCUCAUCGCAUCACGACCGCCUCGCGGGCUCUGAUCGAGACCGCCUACCGGAAGGGCAUGGCCGUCUCCUGGCCGGCAUUCGCCUCCACCUCACUUUGCGAAGAUGUUACGAGGGAAUUUGAUGGCGGCUUCGAAGAAGAGGAGACGACGGUCGGUUUCGAAGUCUUUCACGGGGUGGAUUUCGAGUCAGGAGAGGGCGGCUUCACGUUCAACGUGCCGUGGGGGCUGGUGCACAAGAACGUCUUCUUCUCCAUCCUCCUCCUCCGGUGUCACGAGCCGGAGAGUGCGUAUACGUACGUGCCGCGACUGGUGCAGGGCGUCUCAACCUACGGAGAGGAGGAAGAGGUCCUCCUGCCGCCCCUCUUCCCCUUGACUGUCGUGCGUAUUGGGAAGGCGCCAGGUGAUGCCGCCUGGUCCGUGUCUUUCUUUUGUUGACAUUGAUGGUUUGUGGCUGCAGGUGGAAAGUCAGGUUACACGUACGACAUCGGCCUGGGGACCAACUGCAGCGCAGCAACAAGCAGUGAGCAGAGAAGAGACGGAUGAGAUGGCAGUGGUUACCGAUUUUUACUCUACUUUGUUUGUAUCCGUGUUUGUAGGUGUCUCUAAGCGUGUUGAGGUCAGACAAGCCCGUCAACGUGACCCAUGCAUCCCUCAGCGUCGAGCUGGCCGGCGGCGAGCUGCUGAGAAUGAUCGACCGCUUCGCUGCCGUCCCCGUACGCAACUCCACCGUGCUCACGACGGCAAGAGACCACCAGUCAUCAGUCACAAUACAGGUACGUCUGUCUGGUUGGCCGAUGCAUUGGUAUCGGUGUGUUUCGUGUCUGUGUGUGUAUCAGGUGUAUGAGGGCGAGUAUUCUAAGGGCAGCAACAACACGCUGGCUGGCGUGCUCGUGCUCUCAGACAUCGAGCCGCAGCCGGCGGGGAGGCCGCAAAUCACUGUAAGCGGGAAGGAGCGAAGAACUUACACCGGGAGAAGCGACCGCCACACAUGGUGUGACUGCAUGUGCCCGUAGGUGUCGCUUGGCAUCGACAGUGGUGGCACGCUGACGGUGUCUGCUGAAGAGAUGGGCACGGUCAACCGGAGGGACAUCAUGAUCGCCAGAGAGGAUCACCCGAUGGUCGUCAAGGUCGACACAAACGGCAAGAAGGCGCCUGUCGGCAUCAGGAGCUGGCAGAGCUUCGGCAACAUAUUGGACACCUACCACACCAAAAUGGGCCUCUCCCCAAGAACAUACACGUGGGCACAAUGAGGGAGGGAUGGGUGACGUACCGACAGUCAGAGAGAGAGAGCCGAGGUCGCGUAUCUAUUCGUCCCGCCCUUCCUUCUGUGCUUGUUGUCAGAUUCAUGUUCAACGGCCGCCGCAUUCGGAGACGCGACACUCCUUACCUGCUGGGUGUGAGGGACGGCGACAUCAUUGAAGCACGGCCAUUCCAGGACACGCUGAUCGGCCCAAGAAAUCGCCUCUCAUUGGCGACGACAACCGACAUCGGCCUGCGGUUGAUAGGCGAGAAGGUGACGGUCGUUCCCAGAGGCACUUCCCUUCCAGCGACCAAGACCUACUUGACCAUAACCUCAAGAGACGGCCAGACAGCAAGCCGUUUUGACGUGAGAGAGGUUUCCUGUGCGGGGCUCUUUGUUCGUAUUCCUGUAAAGUGCGUGUGUUUUGUGCAGCCGUUCGAGGGCUACUACGAUACGUACUACGACCGGCAACGGGAGAGGUUCACUCUCACAGGCCUCACACCGGCACCGAAGGGCACUACUCAAGUCGCGGUAGACAGACAGCUGCUGGGUCCAUGGAUGCAUCCGUCCAUUCACGUGUGUGCGUGGGGUGGCACCUUGUUUGUGCAAUGCAUGCAGGUGACAUUCCAAAUCGAUCACAAUGGUGCCAUCACUGUGUCGGCUGAGGAGAAGGGGACGGAUAACCGCGCCAACAUCACCAUGCCUAAGCUCGCCAUGACAAAGCCCGCCCCCUUAAACCUCAAGGCCAGCGAAAGACACAUAAAAUGCACCAGUGAGACAGUCCCGUCGAGAGUUCGGAUUGCUGCUGUGCAGGUUGUGUGCCAGGACGAGAGCAAGGAGCUCCACCACACUGCAGAGUAAUCGACAUACAUUGCGGCGCUCCUGGCACUUGCUGUGAGCCUGUCUGUCCGCAGAAAAUGGACCAAGCGCAUGAGUUAUUUGAUAUAUGCCUGGCAGAGGGAGUUUCGUUCAAAUCCAAACACAUACAGGUGCCAGUCGGACACACAGCCAGCCAUCAUCUGCCAGAGUUCCCUGUGUGUGACGUCUCACAGGUUUUUCUAUCGCGGAGAGCCCGUGUAUGGUGACGACACGACGGACAGCCUGGGCGUGAUGGACGGAGACAUCAUCGAAGCCGUUCCUGAAGACCGACCAAUACGUAAGCACGGACAGGCAGACGCAGAGACGUGGAUGAAUGUUGUAUUGAUUUUGGUACAGUCCUUGCGGGUCGCUCAUCCGCAUGGCCGGCGAUUGACAGAUUGGGAUAGGAUAGGACUGAACUGUACAGGUCGCAGGUGACAGGUAAUAGGUGACAUGUGAUAUCGGCAGCCGAUAGGUAGCUAGGGAUGUGGCUUAGUAAAUAGGUCGUGCAUGCAUUUAUGCAUUUGUCCUUUGCAGACGGUUUUUGUGUAUGUACAUACUUGUCUGUCUGUCCGUCUGUCUGUAUGUACGUAUGUACGUAUGUAUGUAACUGUUGAUGGAUGGACGGAUGAGCUGUGCGAAAUGGAAAGAGGAGAACGGCGCGAAAUGAUCGACAGAUGGCCGUGUGCGAGUCAAGACGCUCUGUUUGGCCGAUGGAGACACUCACGAAAAGCAGUCGGGAUACAGACAAGACAGACAGACAAGACAGACAAGACAGACAAGACAGACAAAGAGAUUGAAGUCGGAACCCUAGCGGCCGUCUUCCGUUUUCUCUUGCGCAGCCUCGCCUCCCCCGAGAGUACCAUGUGUAGUGGUCAAUGUUGGCGAUCCUAGCCCUGGCCGCACGGGCAACAUUCUGGCAGAGACAUUCGUGUAUGCUGGG